This is a messenger RNA of Seriola aureovittata, 2280 nucleotides long. Its product is annotated as platelet-derived growth factor subunit A-like. Lineage: Eukaryota; Metazoa; Chordata; Actinopteri; Carangiformes; Carangidae. The coding region runs from base 906 to 1565 and encodes 219 amino acids. Gene Ontology annotation, cellular component: membrane. The record is from RefSeq and is a predicted model, not a curated record. Gene Ontology annotation, molecular function: growth factor activity; platelet-derived growth factor receptor binding. The transcript has 6 exons. Gene Ontology annotation, biological process: positive regulation of cell migration; positive regulation of protein autophosphorylation; positive regulation of ERK1 and ERK2 cascade.
GUCCUUAGUGAUGUACAAGAUUAAAGUUUAUCAUUAUCUUCAGGACUUUUUUUAUUUUUUUUAUUUAUUUUUUUUUACAGUUGUUAUACAGCUGUGAUUGUUUCCUGUAGUUUGCUGCCUGUCUACAAUGUUCUGUCGUCUUUUAUGCAAAGCGCGUUCUCGGUGUACUGCCACGGGGACGCGCACAGCUAUAUCCUGUGACUGAAAGCAUCUCGACUUCAUUCACCCCGGAGAUCACACGACCGCGGGGAGCGGACAUCAAACUCCUCUGGGCCUGAGGUCUGAGAGUUUUUUCUCUUUUUUUCUCGCUCUUUCACGCCAUUCGUUUUUUUUGGCCCAGGUCAUUUCUGGAAUUUUCAAAUUAAAGGAUUUAACAAAUUUUGAUGAAUUGCCCAGACAAAGUGCCAAGAUGCUCAACCGCUGCAGGAUACACACAUAUUUGAUUUGGAACGGAUUAUACUGAGGACAAAAUGAUGGAUAUUGUUGGAUGUUUGAAUGUAAAAGAAAAGUUUUCGUUCUUCCACUGGACACCUGUUCCAACACGAAGAGCAGCUGGACAUCAACUUUACCUCAGUUAGGUUUCAUUGUUCGAUGACUUGGACUUAAACCUGCUUUAUGGUCAUUUUAAUAUUACUUUGGAAAUCAACCUCUCUCACACCUCCAGUGAUUUACACUGAAUGCAGGAGCAGAAUAAGCUUGAGUCUCUGCCUCAACCGCAUUUCACUCAGGAGUUUAAAGAUCAUUUAAGUUUUAUAAGCUCCUGGCUCGCACUUUUACUGAGGCUGUGGUGGUGGCCAGUUCUCCCGAGGGAUGAUUCUGGGCUCCCGAGGCCAGGGAGCGACAGCCCAGCUCCUGCAGUGGACCAUCGCCUCGUCCUGGUGCCUAUGCAGCGGAUCUGAGAGGAGAUGAGACCCGCAAUUUACCACCUCCUCGCCGGCUGCCUCUGCCUGUUACGCACCGUUGCUGAGGCGAAGCUUCCUAACUCCAUACCCAGUAAAACGGCUGUCACGUUGACUUUCUCCCCGCAGGAGUCUCCUCUCCCCCGGGAGCUGUUGGAGCGGCUCUCCCGCAGCGACAUCCGCAGCAUCAGCGACCUCCAGCGGCUGCUAGAGAUAGACUCCGUAGAGAACGAGGUGAUCGAGGAGACCAAACACCGCUACCACAAGGACUUCUCUCACAGCUUCCCUGACCUGAAGAGAGCACACACGCCCACCAGACACAGGAGGAGCACUGUGGUGGAAGAGGCCUUGCCAGCGGUGUGUAAAGUGCGGACGACGAUCUAUGAGAUCCCCAGGAGCCAGGUGGACCCCACCUCGGCCAACUUCAUCAUCUGGCCGCCCUGCGUCGAGGUGAAACGCUGCACUGGCUGCUGCAACACCAGCAACAUGCGGUGCCAGGCAUCCCGCAAGCACCACCGCACGGUCAAGGUGGCGAAGGUGGAGUACGUGCGGAGGCGUCCCAAGCUGAGGGAGGUGCAGGUGAAGCUAGAGGAUCACCUCGAUUGCAUGUGCACCAACAAACGCCACAUCAGCCCAAACUCAGACACAGACAAUGGCAUCAGGUGAAGAGAGGAGGAUAGAUGGAGGAGUGGAGGAGAGGAAACAACAAGCACCUUUUGCCUCUAACAUCGUCACCACCUGGCAGCGAGUGACUGUGAAAGGUUUGAUGGGAUAUAUUUUGACCAGUGAGGUUUGAUUGGGAGGUUUGACUCAUGUGAAGCUCAACAGUACCUGGAAGCUUUUUGCAAAAAAAAAAAAAAAACCAACAAAAAAACAAACAACAAAAAGACAAACUGAAAUGAACCACAGACACCAAGAAGGUUUCCUCGCUGUGAUUCCUCGACGGAGAGAAAAAACAGAAAAAAGAUUAGAUUCUGAAAAUGCAGGACACUGGCAGAAGUGAGGUGGAUUCUGGGAUACCGGAGGACUUAUUGUCUGCGUCUUGUUCCUUCUCCAGGGUAUAAACCGCUCAGUGACUCGGAUUAUAAACUGGAUGGAAUCCUUUCUUCAAACAGUGACUGGGAUUAGGUUUUGUACUCCAAGAUUUACUCUUCCUCAGCAGAACACACACACACACACACACACACACACACACACACACACACACACACACACACACACACACACACUCGCAUAUGCACUUACAGUAUAUCCUCUUAUUUUUAUAACCUCUCAUUUUCUAUCGCUGUCUGUUUCUAUUUAGGUAUGUUAUCCACAUUAAGAAUGGAGGGGAAAAGAUCCUCCUGACAUGUUACUGAUACUAAUAAACUAUUUAUAUGAA